Molecule: messenger RNA, 1227 nt
Organism: Fusarium pseudograminearum CS3096
Lineage: Eukaryota; Fungi; Ascomycota; Sordariomycetes; Hypocreales; Nectriaceae
Exons: 2
Coding region: 1-1227 (408 amino acids)
Biological process (GO): phospholipid transport; mitochondrion organization
Cellular component (GO): endoplasmic reticulum; ERMES complex
Molecular function (GO): lipid binding
Source: RefSeq, a predicted model, not a curated record
AUGGCUGGUGAUACUUGUCCACAACCAACAGAACCAACUCUGUCUUUCACUCAGGGUCUUAUUGUGGGACAGCUGUCGGUAGUCCUGGUGUUGGCUGCCUUUAUAAAAUUCUUCAUCUUCGGAGACCCCCCCUCACCAGAUGUCACAGCUUCCUUACGAGCUACUGAGAGACGGUCACGGACGCUCGCUCACAAGCGCUCCCUAUUGAGUCUACGAAGUCCUGGAAACCGCCAGGAUAGGGAGCUUAACCGCAAAAAGUCCACCGUCCUCAGGAAUCCUCCGGCACUCACCAUUGGGUCCAUCCUCAGCAAGACAUACUAUAAUGUCGACAGCCAUCAGCCAGAGAGUCUCGACUGGUUCAACGUUCUCAUUGGACAAACUAUUGCCCAAUUCCGCAGUGAUGCGCAGCAUGAUGAUGCUAUUCUUGACUCGCUGAGUAAGGCUCUAAAUGGGGGAUCCAGACCGGACUUUAUCGAUGAGAUCAGGGUCACGGAGCUGAGUCUUGGAGAAGACUUCCCAAUCCUGAGUAAUUGUCGAAUAAUCCCCGUGGACGAAGAUGGAGUGAGCCUUGGCCACGGAAAGAAGUUCGACCCGGAUAAGGCAGCAAGAGACGGCACACGGCUCCAAGCACGGAUGGACGUCGAUCUCAGCGACAUGCUCACCCUGGCCGUGGAGACGAAACUCCUUCUCAACUAUCCGAAGAAGCUCUCUGCUGUACUGCCUGUUGCAUUGGCCGUUUCGGUGGUCAGGUUUAGCGGUACUCUUUCGAUCUCUUUUAUCCCUAGCAACCCCUCCCAGUCGACACCUACCAGGAUGAUCUUCAACUUCCUCGACGAUUACAGGUUGGACUUUUCUAUUCGAAGUCUCCUGGGUAGUCGCUCUCGGCUGCAGGACGUUCCCAAAAUUGCCCAACUGAUUGAGUCAAGACUUCAUCGUUGGUUCGAUGAACGGGCCGUUGAGCCCCGAUUCCAGGAAAUUGCUCUACCAAGUCUAUGGCCUAGAAAGAAGAACACGAGAGGCCCGGAUGACGGCCUGGCCGAAGGAAGCGUACCCAUCGGACGGUCAAAGGGGAGAGAUGCUAGCAGGGACCCUCAAGAAGAGGCACGCGGCGACGCAGAAAUUAGAGAUAGAGGAACCAUUCGGCAACGGCGAGGAACGAGAGGCAGUGAAAGUGAUGACUUCUCGAUGCCCGGCUCUCUGCCCAGCUUCCAGAUCCCGACUCCAUAG